Symbiodinium sp. CCMP2456 is the source of this 1188-nucleotide messenger RNA. Lineage: Eukaryota; Dinophyceae; Suessiales; Symbiodiniaceae. The record is from the annotation of a GenBank genome assembly.
AUGCCGACCUACGAUGUCGAUGGCGUCCAGGUGGAUUUUCCCUACGAGGCAUACGAUUGCCAGCUGGAGUACAUGCGAGCCGUCGUCAAAGCCCUGGACGGUGGGUCGAACGCGCUGCUGGAGUCGCCCACCGGCACGGGCAAGACGCUUUGCCUACUCUGCGCAGCGCUGGGCUGGCGGCGACAUCGCCAGCAGGCGGUGACGGCAGCACGGACGAGCUGGGAGGCGCAAGCGACGGCCCCAAAGGUGGCAGUGCCACGGAUCUUCUACGCAUCCAGGACCCACACCCAGCUGCGGCAGGUCAUGAGUGAGCUCAAGCGCACCUGCUACAAGCCCUGGAGUGUCGUGCUGGGCUCCAGACAGCAUUUCUGUCUCCACCAGUCCGUCUCGCGCCACACCGGAGCACGUCAGAAUGCCAUGUGCCGCAAGGUCGUAGAUGAGCAGAAAUGCCCUUAUCACAUCGGCUUCCGGAAGUGUGGCUCAAAGGUGUCGACAGCGCUGAAGGACAUCGAGGAGAUUGUGCAUAGCUGCAAGGAGGCAAACGUCUGCCCGUACUUCAAGGUGCGUGAGGAUGCCAAGGAAGCCGAGCUCCUCCUCUUGCCUUAUGACUACCUCCUCGGCACGCAGACCCGAGAAGCACUGCAGGUGCCCCUCAAGAACAGCAUCCUCAUCUUCGACGAGGGUCACAACAUCGAGCGGUCCUGUGAAGAAAUCGCUUCUUUCGAGCUCAGCCAGGCCGACAUUGCCGGGGCCAUCUCUGAGAUUGAUGACGCUUUCGACCUCGUGGAGAGAGGCGAGGUGGACGAUGAGGUCCUCAAGGACGUGCCCUGCGAGACGUUCUUGAAGCAUCUGAACCUCUUCAAGAAGCACCUUUUUGGGCUCGAAGACUCCAUCUCUGCCGAGAAGCUCGAAAAGGAUGCUGCCGCUGACCGUUCCAUCUUCAAGGCCCGGGGAGGCCAUGUUCUCGAUUUGCUCUUGCGGCAAUCGGAACGCGGCUUCGGCACUGACAAAGAGGACCUCAAGCACAUCACGCACGUGAUUCGAAGUGCCACCGACGUGCUGACGCGGGGGCAGGAGACGGCGAACUCAGGUGGCCUAUACUUGGAUAAAAUCCAGAUGCUUUUGUCCACUGCCUUCAAGUGCGACCGCGAGGAGCUGGACAACAAUUACCAGCUGCUGAUCACGGAG